This is a messenger RNA of Blepharisma stoltei, 2579 nucleotides long. NCBI's taxonomy places the organism in Eukaryota, Ciliophora, Heterotrichea, Heterotrichida, Blepharismidae. The record is from the annotation of a GenBank genome assembly.
AUGGAUAGAGGAACAAGAACUCCAUCGACACGAGGUGUCUCUCCAUCAACUAUUUUCAACUGCACUGAAGUAUUAAUUCCUGAUGCGGAGAGAGACCUAACCCCCAACUUACCUUUACUUCACAAGAGAAUAAAUUCGAGUUUUGCAGUUUCUCAGAACACAAGUCUUAAUUCAUUUUCCAAAGAAAAUAAAAAACCGCCGAGAUCUAGCUCUUCAAAAGGCUUCUUGAGGAGAAACUAUAGCACAUUAAAUAAAACAUCUGCUGAUAUCGAGCCAUCAAGCCAUCUUAUAGAUACUAUAGAAAAUAUUAAAAAUAAGGUCGAAAAGUCUUUUGAAAAUAGCUCAUUUCAGCAAAACGGAGAUAUUUCUGGAUUUAUUCGUAAUAUUAAAGAUCUCGAAGGUCUGAAACACAUAAGAAGCUACAUAAAUGAAAUUGGAAAAGAAGUCGUAUUAAAAAAACAACGUUAUAACGAAAUUCAUGGAGAAGUCAUAGAGCGGCAAGAAAAACUGAAAAAGCUUGAAGAAGCCUUUGAAUUGUUAGAAAAAGAAGAAAACGAAACAAAUAAUUUGCUUGAAGUCUAUAAUUUUCGAAGAGAUGAAUACCGCGAUUUUCAACAAGGCUUGAAUAAUGAAGUUUAUUACCAAGAAACCCUAAAAUAUAUGAUUGCUUGCAGGCAGGAAAACUCAAAAGCGAUGUCUUACCCUUUAAAUACAGAUAAUUUAAAGCUAAAACAAAUAAGUCAGAAAAUCAAAAAAACUGGAAAAGAAAUAGUGAAAUAUGUAUCGAAAUUUGGAGAAAUAAAGAAACAAAUUGAAAUAAUAACUGGGAAAACUGAAAAAGAAAGAAAAGAAAUGGAAAAGAAAGUUCAGUCUGAACUUAAAGUUUUUGAAGACUACCAAAAAUUAAAAAAAUGCAUAUCUCUUGAGCAUGAUAGAAAUGUUACAAUAGAAAGGCAGCAAAAUAAUGCAGUGCAAUUAUUGAAAUUUGAAAGAAAAAUCGGAGAAUUGAAAGAAGAGCAUAUUAUACAAGAUGAAGCUAUGAAGUUAGAAAAAAGCCAAGAAAUCCUAGAAAAAAAGCUAAUAGCAAUCCAAAGGGUUUCAAAUAUCGCAACUGUCCAAGAUAUGGUUCCUUACUACCAAUAUCUCUUUUAAUAUGAAUACUUAUUAUGUAUUAAAUCAUAAAUAAAAAGUCAAAUUUAAUGAAAAAAGAAUAUCUUUUACUCUCCCCCUUUUUGCUCAAGCAAUACUAUUGAAGAUUUCUUAAAUUGGAAGAAUUCUUGGUUGAACAAUUUUCUGUAGACAUAAAUGAAGCCUAUUCCUAUACCUCUUCAAGUCUAACUACCUGCCUUUGAUAAUAAAAUAAUUAGUAUAACUUUUUCUAAAAAAUUUUAAUGUGAUUUCUAGCAUAUUUGCUAAUGUAUAUACUCUAUCUCUUGUGGCUAGGGCAUAAAAUAUUUUAUAUGGAAAGAAGUUACUUUCAAAAUUUUAUAUCAUCCCCAUCCUUGAUCGAACGAUAGUGAUCGGCUUGAUCAAAGAUAGGGCUAUUUAGAAAAAAAUAAAAACUUAAAAGGUACAGUUGAGCAGCUUCAAACACAAAUUGACAAUCUAACACAAGAAAAAGAAGAAUUGGCAAAGGAAGCUGAUUUUUGGAAAUUUCAAGAUGACUCAUAUUUUAAACUCAGCAUCCAAGAAGCUGAUAUAGCUAAUGAUUAGAUUAGUUAAAAUUAUAGUGUGUCGUCGGGGUUUAUUUCAGCCCUUCUCCGUCCAACGGAUAGCUUCGCAUUGGCGUUAAGCGCUAUCCUCACACCACCAUUUUGCUUCUGACAUCACCAAAAAAUAGUGACGUUGAAGGUCUAUCGGGGAGACACCCCUACCGAUUGGCAUUGCCUUUCUUGAUCCCAAAUUUCAGCAGAAGACUCCCUUAACCUCUGACAGGGGCUCAGAGUAUAGGUGGAUCGUCUUUUUCCUCCUCCAUGGCCUGUCAGAGCUUUAUUGCAGGCUCGAAAAUUGCUCCAUGGGAGUAGUAUUGGGACUUUGCGCCGGUAGGGACUCUGCAGUUAAGGAAAAAAGAUCUAGGGUCAUCCCUUAGACACCGAAGAACUAUCGCCACGUAGUUUAUCUUUCCUGGACCCGUAUCAACUCACGGGUCACGAGGAGUCCACGUCAGAUCACGCCAUUUUAAUAAUUCUCAUAUAGCUAAUGAAGAACUAGAAAAGAAAAUAGAUGAAAUUAUGAGGAGCGAAAAUAACCUACAUAAACUUCAAGAACUUAUAAACGCAUCUGUUAAUGUUCUUAGUCGAGUGGUUUUUCAAUUAUCUGAUAAUGAAAGUUCUGUGAUUGAAGUAAGCGAAAAAAAAUUGAGCAGAGCUUUGGCUUAUGCAUCAACUAGACUGGAUCAAAUGAUGGAAAUUCUUCAAAAUCAUCAAAGCGUGUUUUAUAUUGAAAGCAUUAAUACUGGGAUGGAGUUUGGAUCUGCCCCAUCAUUUUUGAGGUUAAAUAACAGCAGACAGGCUAGAGUUGAAAAUAAUGACCGUUUAGGUUUUUCGAAUAAGGAAAAUGAGACAUCUAAAAGGAAUUAA